AGGGAAAACAACAGAUUUUUGUGUGCCACAAACAUUAUAGCAUAGGGAUAAUUCUUGAGAAAAAUUGUUUUCCACAAAAAAAAGAGUUCGAAAGAAACAAAAAAAUAUAAUAAUAAUAAUAAUAAUAAUAAUAAAUCAAAUAAAGCCACCCCCAGAAAUUCCGAUUAUCUUUCCUUCACCAUUCACCUUAUAUUUAUAUAUUCCCAUUUUAUCCACACAACAUUUUCUUCCUAUUUUAAAAAAGAGUUAAAUAUCAUUAGUGCUGCUACUACUUCCUAAUUGGAAACACGAAAGACUCAUAGUUAGGAAGAUGCAGCAGCCAUCAGGUUCAGAAGUUCACCAACGUAUUGCCAGAAUUUCAGCUCAUCUCUACCCUUCAAAUCCCCAGAUGGGAGAGGGGUCUAUGUUGGAAAGAACAAAUUGCAGAGCAAAAGGUGGGGCAGCUGGAUUCAAGGUUGCUAUACUGGGUGCUGCUGGAGGAAUUGGGCAACCACUUGCAAUGUUGAUGAAGAUGAAUCCUUUAGUCUCUGUUCUUCAUCUUUAUGAUGUUGUUAAUUCUCCCGGUGUUACUGCUGAUAUUAGCCACAUGGACACUGGUGCUGUUGUGAGGGGUUUUCUGGGGCAAAGUGAGCUUGAGGGUGCGCUUACAGGAAUGGACCUUGUGAUUAUACCUGCUGGUAUUCCGAGAAAACCAGGAAUGACAAGAGAUGAUCUUUUUAAGAUUAAUGCUGGGAUUGUGAGGACCCUCUGUGAAGGAAUUGCAAAGUGUUGUCCUAAUGCUAUUGUUAAUUUGAUUAGUAAUCCUGUGAACUCCACAGUUCCUAUUGCAGCUGAAGUUUUCAAGAAAGCAGGUACUUAUGAUCCAAAGAAGCUCCUUGGAGUUACCUCACUAGAUGUUGUGAGAGCGAAUACUUUUGUGGCAGAAGUUUUGGGACUGGAUCCUAGGGAAGUGGAAGUUCCUGUUGUUGGAGGUCAUGCUGGGGUGACAAUUUUGCCUCUUCUCUCACAGGUCAAGCCUCCUUGCUCCUUUACACAGGAGGAAACAGAGUAUUUGACUAAGCGCAUUCAAGAUGGAGGAACGGAGGUUGUUGAGGCCAAAAAGGGGGCUGGAUCUGCAACUCUAUCUAUGGCAUAUGCAGCUGUAAAAUUUGCAGAUGUUUGCCUCAAGGGCUUAAGAGGAGAUGCCGGUGUGGUGGCUUGUGCUUUUGUAGCCUCUCAGGUAACAGAACUCCCUUUCUUUGCCUCCAAAGUACGACUUGGUCGUAUGGGAGCUGAAGAAGUAUAUCAACUUGGUCCCUUAAACGAGUAUGAGAGGAUUGGACUGCAGAAGGCCAAGAAAGAGCUCGCCGAAAGCAUUCAGAAAGGAAUUUCCUUCAUCAGGAAUUAGUAGAGUUUCAAAUUCCAUAAUACUUUUUCUGAUUGUCUGGUAAAUAUUAGAAAUGAAAUGGUUCUGUCAAGUACUAUGCUAAUAAAGAGUGUCUCCAUUUUCUUGCUCUGAAACGAAUAUUAUUCGAAAUGUAAGCUUCAUAUGCUUUGCUAGUUUUGGUAAAAAAGAACAAACUCCUGUGUUCCGCCUGA
Molecule: messenger RNA, 1578 nt
Organism: Capsicum annuum
Lineage: Eukaryota; Viridiplantae; Streptophyta; Magnoliopsida; Solanales; Solanaceae
Product: malate dehydrogenase, glyoxysomal
Exons: 9
Coding region: 311-1387 (358 amino acids)
Biological process (GO): tricarboxylic acid cycle; carboxylic acid metabolic process
Cellular component (GO): cytoplasm; chloroplast
Molecular function (GO): L-malate dehydrogenase (NAD+) activity
Source: RefSeq, a predicted model, not a curated record